Molecule: messenger RNA, 728 nt
Organism: Panicum hallii
Lineage: Eukaryota; Viridiplantae; Streptophyta; Magnoliopsida; Poales; Poaceae
Product: probable E3 ubiquitin-protein ligase RHC1A
Exons: 1
Coding region: 1-570 (189 amino acids)
Biological process (GO): protein ubiquitination
Cellular component (GO): cytoplasm
Molecular function (GO): ubiquitin protein ligase activity
Source: RefSeq, a predicted model, not a curated record
AUGGCCAUGUCCUUGCCGUCCCCUCCCCCGGAGCAGGAGUUGCUGCCGAUCUACUCGACGUCAUCGGACGACGAGGACGACCACAUCGACGACCUCGUCAUCGCAACCGGCGGCCUCCAAAGCUACGGCGACGGAGAGCGUCGUCGUCCCUUCGCCGUGCCGCCAGCCCCCGCGGUGGAGUUCGUGCCCUGGCUCGGCAUCGGCGGCGGGCCGGCCCCGGCGCCGGCAGCGUCCAUCGACGCUCUGCCCACGGUGGAGGUUUCCGAGCCCGGCGCCGUCUGCGCCAUCUGCAAGGAGGAGCUCCCCCUCGCCGCAGCCGCGCGGAGGCUCCCGUGUGGUCACCUCUACGACUCCUCCUGCAUCGUGCCGUGGCUGGAGGUGCACAACUCAUGCCCCAUCUGCCGCUCCCGCCUCCCAUCAUUCAACAACCCGCCUGAGCCCCGGGACCGGGAGGUGGUGCCCCUGCCGUCGUCGGAGCAGGAUGCUGGCAGCUCUGAUCAGCUCCGCGCGCCGCCGGCUGCUAGUGACGAAGGAGAAGAGGAGGCUGUUGUUCUGUCCAUCCGAGUUUGAUUCUGUUAGCUUGGAGCUUGAAAAUUGGAACUUGAUACGGUAGCUCCGAUGCGUACCUGUUGUGUCAUUAGCUGACCUAAAGAUAUAUAUGUCCUGUAUGUUGUUGUAAAAGGUGUUCUGUUUAUCACUCACCUUGCAAAUUAAGAAAAUGAGAUGAA